Chenopodium quinoa (quinoa) is the source of this 1649-nucleotide messenger RNA. RefSeq names its product AAA-ATPase At2g18190-like. The coding region runs from base 1 to 1605 and encodes 534 amino acids. The transcript has a single exon. The record is from RefSeq and is a predicted model, not a curated record. Gene Ontology annotation, molecular function: ATP binding; ATP hydrolysis activity. Lineage: Eukaryota; Viridiplantae; Streptophyta; Magnoliopsida; Caryophyllales; Amaranthaceae.
AUGGAAACUACAUUUAAUGUAGGGUCUAUAUUUGGGUACUAUGCCUCUUUUUCGGCUUUUUUAACCCUAGGCCAACAAUCUUACAAUCAAUUUGUCCCUCAACAAAUACGUGAAUACAUUAAUGAGAAAGUCUUGAAUUGGUUCAAGAAACCAUCAAUUUUAGACCCCAAGAUUUUUACAUUAGUCGUUCGAGAGUGCUACAAAAACGAAGGCUACAAUUGUAGCAACGGUGUAUACAGGGCUUGUGAAGCAUACCUUGCCAACAAGCUCAAGCCUUUAUCGACACAACUCGAGGGAUGUCGUAGGGACGAGGACCACGGGCACGACGUGUACUACCACCUAUCGCAAGGGGAAGAGUAUGUCGAGUAUGUAAAAUUAGACGAAAAUAAUGUAAAUGUAAAAUUACAUUGGGAGUUUUCUUGCAAGAAUGAUAAAGGAGAGAAAGAACAGCAGAUUAAUGCCUCUAAUGUCCAUAAAUCCUUUUUGUUGAGUUUCGAUCCUCAAUACAAGGAUAUAAUUCUCGGUAGCUAUAUUCCCUCGGUCGUGAUGAAGAGUUACGACACUAUGAUCGAGAUGAGUAAGGAUAUUUUUCUGUACACGUAUCAAGGCGGGAUGUCAUCGAGGCAUUGGCACCCCGUGUCGUUUAAACAUCCCUUCACAUUCGAUGCCUUGGCAUUGGAUCCGGAGUUGAAGAAGUCGAUUGUAGAUGAUCUCGAUAGGUUUAUAAAGAGGAAGGAGUUUUAUAAAAAGAUUGGGAGAGCUUGGAAGCGAGGGUACUUACUGUAUGGACCUCCCGGGACUGGCAAAUCUAGUUUGAUUGCAGCUAUCGCGAAUUACCUUAAGUUUAGUAUCUACGACUUACAGCUUUCUGGCAUCGAAAAAGAUGCUACCUUAAGAAAUUUGAUGAUGUCCAUUACCAAUAAGUCUAUACUUGUGAUCGAGGAUAUCGACUGUGCCACAGGGUUGUCGAAGAAGGCUCCUCUUACAAGGGAAAAUCAUGAGUACAAUGGUUAUACUUCUGAUGAGUACGAUUACAAUGAAUACGAUAAUGAUGAUAGCAUUAAAGUUCAACCAGGAGGUGAGCCUACUUCCAAUGAUGUAGCCGAAGUUAGCAACACUUUAUCGCUUUCAGGGCUAUUGAACUUUAUCGAUGGAUUGUGGUCUAGUUGCGGAGAUGAGCGGAUCAUCAUCUUGACAACGAAUUAUAAGGAAAGGUUAGACCCGGCAUUGUUGCGUCCAGGACGUAUGGAUAUGCACAUUCACAUGUCUUACUUGAGAAUGCCGGGGUUCCGGAUCCUGGCUUCCAACUACCUUGGCCUAUCAGGGGAGCAUCCUUUGUUUUCGAAGAUUGAGGAACUACUAAAUACGACAGACGUGAGUCCUGCUGAAGCAGCGGAGGAGCUUAUAAGGAGUGAAGAUCCUGAUAUUGCCCUUGCCGGAGUUGUUAAAAUGUUAAAGCAGAAGAAAUCAGAUCAAAGCUCUCAAAAACAGAAGAAAAGAAAGAAGAAGAGAAAUAAGAAGGGUAGAAAGGCAAUGAAAAGGGAGAAAGUAGAUGCAAAUGUAAACAAUAAUGAUGAAUUGACUAGUCAAGUAGUAGAGGGUUGAAUUUCGCAGUAUUAUUGUAAUUUAACUCAUUGAAAUAUGCCUAA